Molecule: messenger RNA, 4758 nt
Organism: Eriocheir sinensis (Chinese mitten crab)
Lineage: Eukaryota; Metazoa; Arthropoda; Malacostraca; Decapoda; Varunidae
Product: filaggrin-like
Exons: 3
Coding region: 354-4574 (1406 amino acids)
Source: RefSeq, a predicted model, not a curated record
AGGACGUGAAUGGUAAUUAUACUGCUAACGAUAGUGCUUAGAUAUUUAUCUGUUUUAAUUGCAGAUGCUCUCAGAUAAGUGUAACCAUCAUCGGGCCACACAUGAUAACUCUUUUAUGAGUUAACUCAUGCCUUUCGGCCUCACAUUAACUACCUCAGGGUUUGGAUUUCAAUCGGUAGGAAUGUGAUACGAUUGCUAUGCCGUGGGACGCACGGGGACACGAGGGUGAAAUAAGGCAACGUGCAUAACCUAAAGAUUAGGACAAUGCUAUUCAUGCCACAGUCGUCCCGGCGUCGACCAUUCACUGGUGACAUCGCUGCCGCCUUGGCUACACCACUCACAGCAUCUUCGCUAUGCAGCCGCUGGUGCUCGUCCUCCUGGCCGCCGCUGCCACCGCCGCCCCACGACCCGAUGUGCGCCACGUCGAAAUCAUAAACGGCAAAAAUGAUUUCACAACGAAGGGACACUUUGAGUAUGGCUUCGAGACCCCCAGCGGGAUCGUGGUGAGAGCAGAGGGCUACCCAGGGAGCGAGGGGCAAGUCAACAUCCAUGGUCACUACAGGUACCCGCUCCCCGACGGCAGCAUCGUGGAGGUGCACUACGUGGCCGAUGAGAAGGGCUUUCGCGUGCAGUAUCCACUCGUCCACGCGGGCAGCCACGACCACGCACACGCGGCCACCGGGUCAGAUACCCAUGUAGCAGACGACCUGCACCUCAGAGUGCAAAAGGACUUGAGCUUCCUCUUACCGGUCGAUGAGCUCGUUCAUGACCAUCACUCCCACCAAGACGCGUCUGGUGCUCACGACCUGUCUGGAUCCUCUACUCACUUGACGCCAACCAUUCAUUACGACCACCAUUCUCAGGCACACCAUGAGGGUAACCACGCCCACGCCCUGUCUGACGCACACCAUGAGGAUAAUCACUCCCACACCAAAACUGACACACACCAUGACAAUAACCACGCCCCGUCUGACGCACACCACAAGGAAGACAACGCCCACGCCCACACCACAUCUGACGCACACCAUAAGGACGCCCACGCCCACGCCCCGUCUGACGCACACCAUAAGGACGACCACGCCCACGCCCCGUCUGACGCACACCAUAAGGACGACCACGCCCACGCCCCGUCUGACGAGCACCAUAAGGACGCCCACGCCCACGACCCGUCUGACGCACACCAUAAGGACAACCACGCCCACGCCCCGUCUGACGAACACCAUAAGGACGACCAGGCGCACGCCCACGCCUCGUCUGACGCACACCAUAAGGACGACCACGCCCACGCCCCGUCUGACGCACACCACAAGGACGAUCAUUCUCACGUUCCAUCUGACGCACACAAAAAAGACGACCACUCCCACGCCCCGUCUGACGCACACCACAAGAACGAUCAUUCUCACGUUCCAUCUGACGCACACCAAAAAGACGACCACUCCCACGCCCCAUCUGACGCACGCCAAAAAGACGACCACUCCCACGCUCCGUCUGACGCACACCAAAAAGACGAUCAUUCUCACGCCCCAUCUGACGCACAACAGAAGGACGUCCACGCCCACGCCCCGUCUGACGCACACCAUAAGGACGUCCAAGCCCACGCUCCGGCAGACGCACAGCAAAAGGACGACCUUCCUCACGUCCCGUCUGACGCUCACCACAAGGACGUCCAAGCCCACGCCCCGGCAGACGCACACCAGAAGGACGUCCACGCCCACUCCCCGUCUGACGCACACCAAGAGGACGAUCACACCCACGCCCCGGCAGACACACAACACAAGGACGACCAUUCUCACGCCCUGUCAGACGUACACAACGACGCGUCUGGUGAUCAUGACCUGCACGACCUGUCUGGAUCCUCUACUCACUUGACGCCAACAAUUCAUUACGACCACCCUUCUCAGGCACACCAUGAGGGUAACCACGCCCACGCCCCGUCUGACGCACACCAUGAGGAUAACCACGCCCACGCCAAAUCUGACGCACACCAUGACGAUAACCACGCCCACGCCCCGUCUGACGCACACCAUGAGUAUAACCACGCCCACGCCAAAUCUGACGCACACCAUGACGAUAACCACGCCCACGCCCCGUCUGACGCACACCAUGAGGGUAACCACGCCCACACCCCGUCUGACGCACACCAUGAGGGUAACCACGCCCACACCCCGUCUGACGCACACCAUGAGGGUAACCACGCCCACACCCCGUCUGACGCACACCAUGAGGGUAACCACGCCCACACCCCGUCUGACGCACACCAUGAGGGUAACCACGCCCACACCCCGUCUGACGCACACCAUGAGGGUAACCACGCCCACACCCCGUCUGACGCACACCAUGAGGGUAACCACGCCCACACCCCGUCAGACGCACACCAUGAGGGUAACCACGCCCACACCCCGUCAGACGCACACCAUGAGGGUAACCACGCCCACACCCCGUCUGACGCACACCAUGAGGGUAACCACGCCCACACCCCGUCAGACGCACACCAUGAGGAUAACCACGCCCACGCCAAAUCUGACGCACACCAUGAGGAUAACCACGCCCACACCCCGUCUGACGCACACCAUGAGGAUAACCACGCCCACGCCAAAUCUGACGCACACCAUGAGGAUAACCACGCCCACGCCCCGUCUGACGCACACCAAAAGGACGCCCACGCUAACGACCAGUCUAAAGAACACCAUAAGGACGCCCACGCCCACACCACAUCUGACACACACCAUAAGGACGCCCAUGUCCACGCCCUGUCUAAUGCACACCAUAAGGACGACCACGCCCACGUCCCGUCUGACACACAACAAAAGGAUGCCCAUGUCCACGCCCCGUCUGACGCACACCAUAAGGACGACCACGCCCACGCCCCGUCUGACGCACACCAUAAGGACGACCACGCCCACGCCCCGUCUGACGCACACCAUAAGGACGACCACGCCCACGCCUCGUCUGACGAGCACCAUAAGGACGACCACGUCCACGCCCCGUCUGACGCACACCAUAAGGACGACCACACCCACGCCCCGUCUGACGCACACCAUAAGGACGACCACGCUCACGCCCCGUCUGACGCACACCAUAAGGACGACCACGCCCACGCCUCGUCUGACGCACAUCAUAAGGACGACCACGCCCACGCCUCGUCUGACGAGCACCAUAAGGACGACCACGCCCACGCCUCGUCUGACGAGCACCAUAAGGACGACCACGCCCACGCCCCGUUUGACAAACACCAUAAGGAAGACCAGGCGCACGCCCACGCCCCGUCUGACGCACACCAUAAGGACGACCACUCCCACGCCCCAUCUGACGCACACCACAAGGACGAUCAUUCUCACGUUCCAUCUGACGCACACCAAAAAGACGACCACUCUCACGCCCCAUCUGACGCACACCAUAAGGGAGUCCAAGCCCACACCCCGGCAGACGCACACCAGGAGGACGUCCACGCCCACGCCCCGUCUGACGCACACCAAGAGGACGAUCACACCCACGCCCCGGCAGACACACAACACAAGGACGACCAUUCUCACGCCCUGUCAGACGUACACAACGACGCGUCUGGUGAUCACGCCCUGCACGACCUGUUUGGAUCCUCUACUCACCUGAAGCCAUCCAUUCAUUACGACCACCCUUCUCAGGCACACCAUGAGGGUAACCACGCCCACGCUAAAUCUGACGCACACCAUGAGGGUAACCACGCCCACGCCCCGUCUGACGCACACCAUGAGGAUAACCACGCCCACGCCAGAUCUGACACACACCAUGACAAUAACCACGCCCCGUCUGACGCACACCAAAAGGACGCCCACGCUAACGACCAAUCUUACGAAAACCAUAAGGACGCCCACGCCCACACCACAUCUGACGCACACCAUAAGGACGACCACGCCCACGCCCCCGCAGACACACACCAUAAGGACGACCACGCCCACGACCACGCCCCGUCUGAUGCACACCAUAAGGACGACCACGCCCACGACCACACCCCGUCUGAUGCACACCAUAAGGACGCCCACACCCACACCCCGUCUGACGCCCACCAUAUGAACGCCCACGCCCACGCCCAUGCCCCGUCUGAAGCACACCAUAAAGACGACCACGCCCACGACCAGGCCCCGUCUGACGCACACCAUGAGGACGACCACGCCCACGCCCCGUCUGACGUACACCAUAAGGACGCCCACGCCCAUGCCCCGUCUGACGCACACCAUAAGGACAACCACGCCCACGCCCCGUCUGACGUACACCAUAAGGACGACCACGCCCACGCCCUGUCUGGCGUACACCAUAAGGACGACCACGCCCACGCCCCGUCUGACGUACACCAUAAGGACGCCCACGCCCACGUCUCGUCUGACGUACACCAUAAGAACGUCCACGCCCUGGUCCUGAGUGACUCCCACUCUGAUGGCGAGUUGCCUCACGCUCACCCAGUGCCUGCACCGCCGAGUCACCACGGCCUGCCUCAGCCACACACCAACACCCUUCCUGACCCACACACUCAACACAGCCAACAGUCACCAGACGAGGCUUCCCAGGCUGUGUUCAUCGAUCUGCGUCGCCUUCCGUAAUGUGUUUGGUACUCACCUGUAGAGGAGAAAAGAAGAAGUAAGAAUUCAAGAUAUUUUUGUGGUUUUAAUGAGUCAAUGACGUAAAAAAAAAGAAACAUAUACUUAUAUGUUAUUAUAUUUAUUAAUUGCUUUGAAAUAUUUAUAUGAUGUAUAUAUAGUAUAAGAAUAGUAAUAAACGUAAUGA